AUGUCCAAGUCUUACGCCCCUCCCCAGGACCCAGCCAGCCAGUCGAACUACCGCUCGAUUUCGAUCCUUCAUGCACACCUAGACUGGAAUAUUCAUUGGGAUCGCAAGACUAUCUCCGGCUCAGUCUCACAUACUCUCCAAGCGCAUGAGGAUGGAGUGUCGGAAGUCAUCUUGGAUACUUCGUUCCUUUCGAUCAAGCAAGUUAGCAUCUUUGAUCCAAAAGCUACUCACUCUGACCCAUUAAAGAUUCAUCUAGGUGAACGUCAUCCAGUGCUUGGUUCAGCUCUGACGAUCACCCUUCCUCGAACAUUAGCAAAUGGACAACAAGUGACGCUGAAGAUUGAAUACUCAACCACCGCUGAUUGCACCGCCCUGGGAUGGCUAGAGCCCUCACAGACUGCUUCCGGCAAUCAUCCGUUCUUGUACUCCCAAUGUCAAGCUAUCCAUGCUCGUUCCCUGCUCCCAGUCCAAGAUACUCCUAGUGUCAAGUUGACUUAUACAGCCGUAGCUCAUUCGUAUUUACCAGUCUUAUUUUCGGGUAGAAAGGCUACUCCAAGCUCAAAUGUUGAUUCGAGUAUCAAGAAAGAUGAGCUCAAGGAAUGGAAAUUCGAGCAACCUGUCAAGAUCCCCAGUUAUCUGAUCGCGAUCGCUGCCGGUGAACUCGUCUAUCGUGAAAUGGGACACAGGACUGGUGUAUGGGCUGACCCGGCUACGAUUGACAUGGCAUACGAGGAAUUUGCGUCAUCUACUGAACGAUUCGUAGCCACUGCGGAGAAGAUCGUUGGAGUAGAUUAUGACUGGGGCUCGUAUGAUGUCUUGGUUCUGCCGCCUUCGUUUCCCUAUGGAGGGAUGGAAAACAGUAAUUUAACGUUCCUCACUCCGAGUCUUUUGACGGGCGAUAAGAGCUUGGUCGAUGUCGUUGCACAUGAAAUCUCGCAUUCCUGGUUCGGAAACAACGUCGGAUGUGCGAAUUGGGGUUCGUUCUGGCUCAAUGAAGGAUGGACCACGUACCUUGAGCGUUUGAUCUUACGCGAGAUUCACAGUGAUGCUGAGCGGUAUUUCAGUUACAUCAUCGGCCGAAAGGCUUUGGGAGAUGCCCUACAGGAGUUCAAAGACAAACCUAAAUUCCAACAAUUAGAAAUCCAAUAUGAAUUUGGCGAGGAUCCUGACCUGGCAUUCAGCUCGGUUCCAUACGACAAGGGUGCAAACUUUCUGUUAUAUCUUGAGGGUGUCGUAGGUGGUUUAGGCAUCUUUUUGCCAUACGCGAGCGAUUAUGUCAAGACGUUCAAGGGGAAGUCUCUGGACACGGUCAUGUGGAAGGAACACCUGUUCAAUUAUUUCGAUAACCAGCCCGAAGUGAUAAGCAAGUUGGAAACAGUGGAUUGGGAAGCUUGGCUACAUGGACAUGGCCUUGAACUGCCGGUCCAACCCAAAUAUGAUACCUCUCUUGCUGAUGACGCUUAUGCGCUUGCAAAGAAAUGGAAUCAGGCACGAAACGAUGCCUCGAUCAAAUUUGAUCCAGAGGAUAUCAAAGAAUUUUCGUCAAACCAAAUCGUGGUCUUCCUCGAAAAGUUAGAUGAAGAAGUGGAUUGUUUCGAGAAGACGAUGGUCGAAACGAUGAACAAGAACUACAGAUUCAACAAGACGAACAAUCAAGAGAUCCGUUUGCGCUGGUAUUCGGUCAGCUUGAAGUCCGGUUGCUACUGCCAAGAUGCAGCCACUUGGGUCUCGAACAAAGGCAGGAUGAAGUUUGCUAGACCAGUAUACAGGGCGCUAUUUAAGGUCGAGCCGGAGUUGGCUAGGAAGACCUUUAAGGACAAUUCGGACUUUUAUCAUCCCAUCUGUCGAGCUUUAUUAUCCAAGGAUCUAGGCUUGUCUUGA
This is a messenger RNA of Puccinia graminis f. sp. tritici CRL 75-36-700-3, 1881 nucleotides long. RefSeq lists its product as uncharacterized. Gene Ontology annotation, molecular function: zinc ion binding; metallopeptidase activity; aminopeptidase activity. The record is from RefSeq and is a predicted model, not a curated record. Gene Ontology annotation, biological process: proteolysis. Gene Ontology annotation, cellular component: cytosol. The transcript has 16 exons. The coding region runs from base 1 to 1881 and encodes 626 amino acids. NCBI's taxonomy places the organism in Eukaryota, Fungi, Basidiomycota, Pucciniomycetes, Pucciniales, Pucciniaceae.